AAUCCAGCACAGAUUUUUGCCCAGUGGAUUUGGGUGAUGUUUUUAGUAGUAAAGUGGAGUUCUAGAAUUGGGUGUGGGGAUGUGCAAAGAUCACAAAAGACUCAAAAAUCAAAUUUCAAAGACUAGAGAAAUAUUUAUUCCUUUUGGGCCACCUAUGGUUGUCUGUUUAUACUCUAGGGAAUGUAAUCAACAACACUUUGAGUUGGGUUUUACAGGGAAAUUGGUCCCAAAAUAAACAGAUCUGUAAGGGGUGGGGAGAGGAGGGGCAGGGUCCAGAAUUGCUGUUUUGUGGUGUCUGCCUGCCCCCUGCUGGAGAGCUGAGACAUGCUCAUUUCAGAAGGAUGGGGUCACUGGGUUCCUGGCUAAGGUUUCUCCCAGAACAAUAGGGACUGACCCUAUUGUGUGGGAAGGAUAGCAGAUGGUACCAGAGAAGGAAACAUCCAUGGACCCUUGAAAGGCACACGGGACAAAGGUAGACUGCUGGAUUGGGGCCCAGGUAUUGCCCCUGUCUGGGCUACUGCUCCCACAUUCAGGAACCAGACCUGGUGGGUGAGGACGCAUCCCUCCUGCCAAGUUAAUAGCUUCUUCCCCCAGUCAGGAAUAUAGCUCUGUACCUGCGGUAGCUCCUGCCCAGACUCUGCCUGUCAAAACCACCCUGCAGUUCAGGCUCAAGAGCAUGGUCACAGGAAGGUGGGGUUUCAGAGUACCCCCGAGGGACUUCCCCUCUCCCCAGAAUUCCAUGACGAAGGCCCAUAUGUUUGUAGGUGUGCUGGUCGUGAUGGGCUUCACAGUGGGAAAGGCUCCUGUUCCUGAAGUCCGGACCUGCCACCUCUGCCUCUUAGAAGAUCCUACUAUAGGAUGCGUUUCAGGCUCGAAGUGCACUAUCGGCAGCGCGUCCCCACGCAUGGUGAUCAGCAUCUGUCAUAGUGAGUACCAGGUUCGCUGCUUAACCCGAGGCUGUGGACAGCACGAGUCUUACCGGUGCCGAGAAAAACACCCCACCGACCCCCCAGAGCGCUGGUACUACGCCCAGUGCUGCCAGUAUGAUUACUGCAACUCCUGGUACAGCCCCCAGCUCCAGAGCUCCCUCCCUGAGCCCCCUGAGGGGUCCCUGGCCCUGCCCCUGUCUGAGUCCCAGAUCCAGUGGUUCUACCAAGCCCUGAACCUCUCACUGCCCCUACCCAGCUUCCAUGCUGGGAAGGAGCCUUCUGAAGGCCUGGACCCCCUGGCUGUCCUGCCCCUGAGUCUGAGUUUGUCCGUUGCUGACCUGCGCCGCAUAUACUGGUUCCUCAACAAUUCAGGACUUUUGGUUCUUCCCUGGGCUAGGCUGUGACGUCUUACCCUUCCCAGAUUUCAAUCUGGUCCAGCGUCUCUCCCCUGACACCCCAGCAUCAUGUACUGCCCUCUCAGAACACUCACACUUUCUGGUCUGUGAGUUCUCAGUCUUCCUUUCCUUUGUACUUCCAUCGUCUAUAUGGUUUUGGUUUAGUUUCCUCCCCAAAAAGCAGUUGGCGCUGCACCCAGUGCUCUUCGUCCACCUAGAAAAUAAUCUCAAAUGUGAAUUCUGCCUAGGCUGACCUGGGAAAGGCACAGUGGUUUCCUCAUCCCUUUCCUAUCAUCUGAGUGGGAUCAUCCCCACCCCCCAUCUUCCUGAUCCCCUCUCAAUCUGGCUAUUUCCACUCCUACACCUGUCUCUAAAACCCUGUGCCAGACUGACCUUGCAUCAAGAAGGGUGAGAGGCGGACUUUGUGCAGAUGUCCUGACUGGGCACUCUGGUGUUCCUACCUCACUGUCUCCACCACCCUCACUCCCACCUGGUCUCCUGCUGCCUUCUCUCAUCUCUUGUCCCCAUCUUUGGCUUCCACAGCCCCACUUCACGUCCCUGAGUCCUGAUACCCACUUGCACAGAAUCCCAGGGAGAGGAGAGGACCUGUCCUCUGCUCCGCAUUCUCCAGUUUCCCUCCACAAUAA
Messenger RNA from Mesoplodon densirostris (Blainville's beaked whale), 1971 nucleotides. It is a transcript of the gene LY6G5B, whose product is annotated as lymphocyte antigen 6 family member G5B. Lineage: Eukaryota; Metazoa; Chordata; Mammalia; Artiodactyla; Ziphiidae. The record is from RefSeq and is a predicted model, not a curated record. Gene Ontology annotation, cellular component: external side of plasma membrane.